ACUUCCUGUCUGUUGCCUAGCAAUGUCUUCUCUCGGGUACAGAACCGGAGCCACUGCCUUAUCUCUCACCCGGUGAACCCCCCUUACUAUGUGAAACUGGUGGAGCUGGUACCCCACCCGGAAACUUUAGCAACUGUUAUGGACACCGUCCAUGCCCUGAUGACCCAAGUUGGCCAAGCACCUGUCUGUCUGAAGAAGGAGAUUGACGGCUUUGCCCUCAACAGAGUGCAGUACGCCAUCAUUGCAGAGUCGUGGAGACUUGUCCAGGAAGGGGUCAUCUCGGUACAGGACAUUGACCUGGUGAUGUCUGAAGGACUGGGGAUGCGUUAUGCCUUCAUAGGUCCCAUGGAAACAAUGCACCUGAAUGCACCUGAAGGUUUGGAGGACUAUCUGAAGCGGUACAGAGAAGGUAUGAAGAGGGUGCUAACUGCAUUUGGACCUGUGCCAGACUUCAGCGGUGAGGCAGCCGAGCGCAUCACCAAAGAGAUGUGUGAGCUGAUCCCCGGUGAUGGGCGGCACCUGUCUGCCCGGAGGGAGAGGAGGGACCAGCUCCUCAUGGGUCUGGCCAUGCUAAAGAAGCAGCACUGAGGCCGGCGUCCGGGGCCCACAGUCAUGAGCAAUGCGCUUUGUGGCUGCUGACCUGGAGACUGCAAUGUCUCUGACUGUGCAUUUCUUUACAAUCAGGACAGCCAAUUGGUAAAUUGCUCUGAGCAGCUAAUUUUAGUAGAUUACAGUGAUGUUACAGUUAAAAGUGGCAUGAUGAGGUUUUGUCUUAGAGGUCAUGUGCCUUUCCUUGUCAGGGAUCAUAAAAAUUGACUCAAGUUCAUGCCAGACCAUUUUCCAUUUUCUGUCUAGCAUGCCUAGAGAACACAGCAAGAUUUCCGCUAAAAAAAAAAAAGAAAGCAGGAUCAUUAACCAAUUCCUCUCUAUGGAAAGAGUCAAAUCUGUACAUGAUUGAUUCGUUUCCCCUUCUCUGUGUUGGCACCCCACUAAGCUUGGGAUGGGGACGGGUGGAGGAAAUUACACAUUGGGUUAUGUCUUUAGAAGUCCUGAUAGAUUUAGAUCUCGCGGUAAGGCCACAAGAGGACUGCUGAGUGCAUAAAUCAAAAACAUGAAACGAUGAGACCUGUGUUGCUUUAAAAAGAGGCUUUGUGGACUGGCUGUAUGCAACGCUGGGAUGAUUCAACAUUAUGCCACCACUUUAUUUAGCUGAUCGCCCAUGUGAUAUUGUCACUUUCAAGGCAAAUCAUUUAAAUCAAGUCCAUCUAUGACAUUUAUAAAUCAUAUCUUAAAUUUGUAUAUUUUUAAAUCUACUAAAGUUCAAUGACACUAACACACACACACACACACACACACACACACACACACACACACACACACACGUACGAUGUGGGAGACAAUGCUCGGGAUUGAUGCUUUCAUGAAGCCCACUGUGGUUGUCCUAAUGGGAGUAAGAUUUGGUUUGUAUUGAACUAAAUACUGUGAAAACUGCGGAAUGACUGUUUGAUCUUUACAUGAUGUUAGCCUCUUGUAAGGAAUUUGAUCUGUCGGAAAGAGCAAUGUGAUCGUAAAGCCAUAUGGGAAUGAACUGUGAUUUAGAGCUGUACAAAUUCAGUUUGACUUGACUUGUAUUUGGGGGAAUGAAUUUUGAUGAUCCUAAUAUGCCUUACCAGUAUAGCAGCCUUAACUGCAAAAAAAUAAAAGAAAAUUAAAAGAAGAAAAGAA
Molecule: messenger RNA, 1725 nt
Organism: Lampris incognitus (smalleye Pacific opah)
Lineage: Eukaryota; Metazoa; Chordata; Actinopteri; Lampriformes; Lampridae
Product: lambda-crystallin homolog
Exons: 6
Biological process (GO): fatty acid metabolic process
Molecular function (GO): NAD+ binding; L-gulonate 3-dehydrogenase activity
Source: RefSeq, a predicted model, not a curated record